AUGGCGAAGGUUGCGUUCUUGCGUGACAUUUUCGGUCACUUGAAUACUCUCAAUCUAGAAGGCCGUGACAAAACCACCAGCGACGUAGUCGAGAAGUUGGAAGCCCUUGAGAAGAAACUGAGCAUCUUCCUUGCUGACCUCAAAUCCGAAAAGCUUUUGCACUUCAAGCAUCAAGAAGAGCUGGACGAGAAUUACGGAGUUACUAACCUCAUGACAGACUUCAUUGUGCAGCUGAAUGAAAACUUCAGUUCCCGGCUCAGUGACUUCAGCAUCCCUGAGGACGUCAUCGGUAAUGACUUCAUGGCGAAGGUUGCGUUCUUGCGUGACAUUUUCGGUCACUUGAAUACUCUCAAUCUAGAAGGCCGUGACAAAACCACCAGCGACGUAGUCGAGAAGUUGGAAGCCCUUGAGAAGAAACUGAGCAUCUUCCUUGCUGACCUCAAAUCCGAAAAGCUUUUGCACUUCAAGCAUCAAGAAGAGCUGGACGAGAAUUACGGAGUUACUAACCUCAUGACAGACUUGAUUGUGCAGCUGAAAGAAAACUUCAGUUCCCGGCUCAGUGACUUCAGCAUCCCUGAGGACGUCAUCGGUCUUGGACCGAAUACCAAGGUUCAACUGACCAACAACGAAAUCGUCGUUUUGUCUGAGGAGAGCUUCCGCCCGAUGUUGGACAUCCUCUCAACAGGAGAUGGAGUCCUCUAUCUAGACGUAUGCGGGAAGAAGGAAAGUCAAAUUCAACUAUCAGCAGGAGGAAACCCAUCUAGAAUCGGAGAAUGGCCAUGGCAAGCGGCCAUUUAUGACCUCACGAAGGGAGAUGUUAUUUGUGGAGGGGCUCUUAUUAGGGAAGAAUGGGUGCUAACAGCGGCCCAUUGUGCCGUUGUAUCAAGUUCCAUCCGAACUCGAAAUGUUACUGAAAUUUUGGUCCACCUAGGGAAACACAAUCGACACGAUGUCAGUGACAAGUACAUGCAGAUCCAACAGGUGUCCCAUAUAAUCUUGCACAAGGACUUCAACCUAUAUAAUAACUAUGACUCGGAUAUUGCUUUAUUGAAAUUAGCAAGACCUGCCGUGCUGACUGCGCGAGUUCAGUUGGUAUGUCUCCGUAUCCGAUUUGAUUUAUCUGAGGUCAACCUCGAUAGCGGAGUGAAAGGAUGGGUGGCUGGUUGGGGUACUGACGAUUCAGAUAAACUCAUAACUGUCCUGACGGAGAUUCAACUCCCGGUGAUAUCCAAUCGCAAUUGUUCUCUGGAAACCCGUAAUUUCAAGGGAGACCAGGGCGUCACUCGUACCCUCACCUCAAAUAUGUUCUGCGCUGGUUUUUCUGUGGAUACUCCUCUCAAAGAUUUUCGAACAGUGUGUCCUGGGGACUCUGGGAGUCCCAUGGUCUUCCUCUCCAAUACAUCACUAGACAGCCACUGGACAAUGGAAGGGAUCGUGAGCCACUUCUUACAGAAAGGUUCUUGCUCGAUGAGGCGCCCUGGCCAGUAUGGCAUUUUCACCAGAGUUAAUAGGUUCAUCCAGUGGAUCAACCAGGUAAUACAUAGAGGCUUCUGACAAAUCAUAAUUGAUUCAACAAUAUGCAAAAAUUUCCCCAAC
Messenger RNA from Darwinula stevensoni, 1596 nucleotides. The record is from the annotation of a GenBank genome assembly. NCBI's taxonomy places the organism in Eukaryota, Metazoa, Arthropoda, Ostracoda, Podocopida, Darwinulidae.